UCGGUGGGGUUCCGAACCCCUUCCAAUUCCUAAAGAGGGGUUCGAUUGCAGCGCCCCUGUAGGAAAACAAUAAACACUACUGCAUUGAAUUGAAAAUGGCGAUUUUGUCCAGGUUGUGUGCAUUUCGUUUUCGAUUAUUACCGAGAGUGUUUCCCGACAACACACCGUAGUGUCUACGUAAAGUGAAAAUUUGUGAAAAAUCGUGCAACAUAUGCAAAAAUGAGCGAGCUACAUCCAAAUUUGGUGGAAAAUGAUUUAGAAGCAAAAAGUGGUAAGCUUUUUCAAGAUGACGUCGAUCCUCCGAAUGAACAGAGCACUGCGUGCGCAUCCGAUUCGACGACGAAAACAAUCGAAGGUGAACUUCCGGCGAAAAAACGGAAAACGCGACGCGGGAAAACCAAACGAAGACAUCCAUAUUUAAAAAAUCCAAGAAAAUCUAACAAAUUAGUUAAACCCGAGGCUCCGCAUAACAGCAAUCAGUUUUUACUCGAAGAUCAUGCUAUAGUGGACGAUUUGGUUAAAAAUUUGAUGUCUCCAAAUACGUUAAGAACAAGGGAUUCUAGUUUUAGUGUUGAUUCAGAGGGAGAUUUUUAUUCCUCACCAGAUGAUGAACAGCAGUUUUUAAUUAAAGAUUUUGAUGACCAGUACGAAAGUUUACAAGCCGAAAGACUUCAAGGCAUGUCAAAAUCUGACCUAAUAGCCGAGUAUCUUGCACUUGAAAACAAGCUGGAACAAUUAACAAAAAGUCAGCAGAAAGAAGAAGACGAUUCAGAAGAUUCCAAACCUGAUCUUAAGCAAGAAAUAGAAAGACUCACCAUGGAGAACGAACGUUUAAGGCGGGAGAAUGAUCUCCUACGAAAUAAAGUGAACAUAGAGUCUGAUUCGGAGGACUCAGAAACUGAUUCUAGUGAUUCUUGUAGCAGUUCUUCGACAUCCAGCAGCAACAGCUCCAGGAGUUCCAGCAGGUCUCGAAGCCCCAUCACCAAUAUUGACUAUAAGAAAACAAACGGCUUUACAAAGGAAGAGCCAGUGCCGUAGGUUACAAAACAAUUCCCAGUGUUAAUUUUGCUCAUAUUAAGACUUUAUCUCUACGUUCAGCUCUUCCACAUAUGUUUUUAUUAAAUGUUUUAUCUAAAAUAUUAAUAUAAAUGAUUGUUUUCUAAAAAAAAUGAAUGUCCAUAAUUUCAAAAAUCAAUUUUUAUUAUUCACUGCCAAAUUUUAAAACUAAAAUCGUUAUACCUUGAAAAUGGGCCUAGUAAAUAAUGUGAAAAUCAGGAUAUGAAAAGUAAAACAUACAUUUACAUCACAAGUUCAACAUAGUUUUCACCCCUCUCUACGAUUGUGACUUGGUCCAUUACCUGAUUAAAAGAAACCUAUUGAAAUUUUUUAAUUACCACAGUUAUGAAGGCGAAGAUCUGAACAUAUAAGAUUUAACACAGCGUUAUAUGCCAUGCUUUCAAUGAAACGCAUAGGUACAUAUUUUAUAUUUCGGCAACAAUGCUACUUUAUUUCGUUAGUAGAGGCUGGGACAAGGUCAUACUGAGUUCACCCAUUGAGACGAAACGGUUUUCAUUAGACUCAAUUUUGCAGUUCAGUUCAGAACAAUAAAAAUGGUAUUAUCUGUAAUAUUAAAAAAAAUCAUUUAUCAUCAAAAAAUAUUCUGGUUGCUUUGCGUUUUAUUUUGAAAGUUAAUCUGGUGCUAAUUAUACAAAAUCAUUCAAACCUAAAAAGUAGUGUACCUAAAGAUUUUUUAGAACGAAAGGUGCAAUUUAUGACACUGUUGAAAUGAAUGAACCACAUUCCAGUAGUCAAAUAGUUGGGAAAGCGUUACUUGAAGUCCCCUCUCCUUGAUUUGCUACCUGAAUGACCUUAGUGGAUUCAGAUAUUUCUACACAAUAGGGAACUUGCACAUUUUUUUUAGUACAUAAUAAUGUUCAGUUUUGUUUAAAAAUGAGAUUUCCAAAAUUUCACGCUUUAAAAACUCAUAAUAACUUAGAAAUACAAAUUUAAAGUCUUCUGCGAUAUUGAAAUGGUUCAAACGACCCGUGACGUCACAUAGUUUAACUAUAUGGUUAUAUUUAGGUAUAUUCUUCUUCCCCUUCUUUAGUUUAUUGGCCUCCACCUACUUGGGUAUUUGGCCAGCUCAUUGUUGUGGAAUAAGGGAAAAAUAUUUAUAUUAUUUAUAAUCGUAUGUCAUUGCAUGUCAUUUAUCGUAUGUCAUUGUAAUAAUAUAUACCAGUUUGUUGAGAUCGAAGUUUGAUACAGUUUGUGAAGGAAAGGAAAGAAGGUUUACUAUGGAAAAUAAAACCAUUUUGUAAAAUUACAAGUUUUCUAUGAAUAGUUCAAACGAUCAAAACACUUGUGACGUCACAUAACUAACUCUAUUUUCUACUGACGUUUAUAAUGUCUAGUUUAAAAUUAUAUACAAUUUUGUUUACUUUGUUGGUGCAAAAUGUAAACAUAUAAUCAUAUGACGUCACGACGCGUUUUUUGCUAGCUGCUUUAAUUUUAAUUCAGAAUCGUCUUUAGGGGCCAAACGGAACACAAAAACAACUUUUUUAUCUUUGAUACAUGUUUUAAAUUAUGUUUUAUUGUGAUUUAUAACACUUUUUUCGAAUUUAAAAUUUUAUGCAAGUUCCCUAUUCGCGAUGAAAAACGAAGUAUCUGACCUCUGGUGGAAUAAAUUUAAACUACUAUAAGUGGUAUAAACAAACCAAAAAAUUGUUGAUUUGAAUGUAAUUUGGUCACUAUUUAGAAAUUUUUAGUAAUUUUCAGCAUUCUGACUACAUUAAAAUAUUUUAAAUCAAAUCGGUAUUGUUGUAUUCCUCGAUGAACGUUUGUUUAUACCAUUUAUAUCGGCCAUUUUCCUGCAUUCGACCUGCUCUCUACAUUCCGUUUCAAUCGCGAAUUGUACCUCAACUAAAUGACUUGGUGACCACCUUCUUCUGCCGAAUUAAGCCCAAUUGCUUUUUUCACGUCAAGUACAAAAUGUAUGGUGAUCUUCAAGAAAGAGCCCAAAAUUUAGAAGAACUUAGAGUAAAAAUUACUGAAGUUUUGAGAUCGAUACCGCCAGUUUUAGAAAUUCUCUUUACUUAUAUCGUAUUGAAAGAUCUUAUUUUAGCUGUAACAGCGAUCAAAAAUUGAUAAAGAAUGAAAUAUUUAGUAAAUUGAAUCAAUCUAAUAGCGUGAUACAUUAUCCUACUAGCGAUAAAUUAACAAUAAAGUUUUUCCUUGAUUUUUGAUAUUCAUAACAUGACAGCAGUGACCCUAUUUAUCAAAAUAACAAGUAGGAGUGGCUAUACUAUGCAGCGUUGCCAAAUGUUUAUCUUAUGUGUUCAUUUCUUGGACUUCCAACUUCGUACAUCAGGCCCAGGACUUACUGAGUGCUAUUUGACACACACAAUUAUUGUCGUGUGUUGGGAGUUAUUCUUCCACAUUGACAAUUUCUCGUGAAUGAGCAUAUUUUUUAUGUAGCUGUGUAUAAGUCAAAUAUGAUGUACUUUUUAAAUUCAGAAAAAGACUGUUAUUUUUAUUUGUACUUAAUUUUUAACUCGAAAAACUUAUCCAUUACUAUGUAUAUUAGAAGAUGCCACACUGGCGUGAUAUCAGUCACAUGCCACACUGAUGUGACAUCAGGCAGAUGCCACAUUGGUGUGACAUCAGGCAGAUGCCACAUUGGUGUGACAUCAGGCAGAUGCCACACCGGUGCGACAUCAGACAGAUGCCACACAGGUGUGACAUCUUGUGGUUUUUCUCCUUCAGGCACAAUACUUUUGCUAUUUCUACACCAGCCUUCAUUUUAAACUAAAAAUAUUUCACGUUAGUUAUUUUUUUCCUAUUUUCUAUGCAUUUUGUUACAAUAUAUUGCAGAUAAAGUACAAAAUAAUUUAAAAUGAACUGUUUUGGAAGUAUCAAAGGCAAUAUGGUUUGUUUAAUGUUAUAAAUCACUGCUAAGUGACGUAAUAGAAUAGUUAUCUUUAGCUGUUAGUGAAUGUUUUAAAUUUUUGGUAUAAUUGAUAUUUAGAUGAGAUUUCCAAAAAUGAAAUAUUGUUACGUUUUUUAUAAUUUUUAAUUUUUGUACAUAUUGAAUAUAAAAAUACUUGAUUUCUCUAUAUUAAUUAAUAAAGUUUUAGUAUAAUGAAUAA
Messenger RNA from Diabrotica virgifera virgifera (western corn rootworm), 4145 nucleotides. RefSeq names its product protein HEXIM1 (gene Hexim). The record is from RefSeq and is a predicted model, not a curated record. Lineage: Eukaryota; Metazoa; Arthropoda; Insecta; Coleoptera; Chrysomelidae. Gene Ontology annotation, molecular function: cyclin-dependent protein serine/threonine kinase inhibitor activity; 7SK snRNA binding. Gene Ontology annotation, cellular component: cytoplasm; nucleus; nucleoplasm. Gene Ontology annotation, biological process: negative regulation of cyclin-dependent protein serine/threonine kinase activity; negative regulation of transcription by RNA polymerase II. The coding region runs from base 220 to 1038 and encodes 272 amino acids. The transcript is spliced from 2 exons.